Molecule: messenger RNA, 6212 nt
Organism: Acanthochromis polyacanthus (spiny chromis)
Lineage: Eukaryota; Metazoa; Chordata; Actinopteri; Pomacentridae
Gene: ptpn11a
Product: protein tyrosine phosphatase non-receptor type 11a
Exons: 16
Coding region: 380-2188 (602 amino acids)
Biological process (GO): protein dephosphorylation
Molecular function (GO): protein tyrosine phosphatase activity
Source: RefSeq, a predicted model, not a curated record
GUGAUCGGGCUCUUUAAUUUAUGUCACGCCGUUUGCCGGACGGGCCCAGUUCUGUGACUGAACGGGAGGCGAAGCUUCGGCUACAAACGGUCGCGCAGGGUGAAAAAAUCCGCGCACCCUCUAUUUUGUCGCAUGUUUGGUGACGUCCAAUAAUCGACUGGCUGUGAAGUCUCCGGGGCCGAGGCCUAGAGACUUUUUUUGUUGUAACGGACGCUGUUAAAACUAGCUGUGGAUGCCACAGUAGAUUUCGGUGCCCGCUCUGACCGGGUGUGAGCCGAUGAAGCACUUUAUUCCGUGAUUGAAGCAGACACGGCCGGAGACGUUAGCCAGCUAGUUGAAGCUACUGCUAACUGCCAGCGAGGAAGUGAGGAACGAAAAAAUGACAUCUCGGAGGUGGUUUCACCCCAACAUCACAGGUGUGGAGGCCGAAAACCUCCUGCUGACUCGAGGAGUUGAUGGAAGCUUUUUAGCAAGACCCAGUAAGAGUAAUCCAGGAGACUUCACCCUCUCAGUACGGCGAAAUGGUGCUGUCACCCAUAUUAAGAUCCAGAACACAGGAGACUUCUAUGACCUUUAUGGUGGGGAGAAGUUUGCAACUCUUGCAGAGCUGGUGCAGUAUUACAUGGAGCAUCAUGGGCAACUGAAAGAGAAAAAUGGAGACGUCAUUGAGCUCAAGUAUCCACUCAACUGUGCGGACCCCACCUCAGAGAGAUGGUUCCAUGGACAUCUGUCGGGCCGAGAGGCUGAAAAGCUGCUGACGGAGAAAGGCAAGAAUGGCAGCUUCCUGGUGAGAGAGAGCCAGAGCCACCCGGGGGAUUUUGUCCUGUCUGUCCGCACUGGAGAUGACAAGACGGACAGCAGUGACAGCAAACCCAAAGUCACUCAUGUCAUGAUCCGCUGCCAGCAUGACCUGAAGUACGACGUGGGCGGAGGGGAAAAGUUUGACUCUCUCACAGAUUUGGUAGAGCACUAUAAAAAGAACCCCAUGGUAGAAACUCUGGGCACUGUGCUUCAGCUCAAACAGCCCCUGAACACGACUCGUAUUAAUGCAGCAGAGAUUGAAAGUCGAGUUAGGGAGCUUAGCAAACUAGCAGAGGCGACUGACAAGGUCAAACAGGGCUUCUGGGAAGAAUUCGAGACCUUGCAACAGCAAGAGUGCAAGCUGCUCUACAGUCGCAAAGAGGGUCAGAGACCAGAGAACAAAAACAAGAACAGAUACAAGAACAUUCUCCCUUUCGACCACACACGUGUGGUGCUGAAUGAUGGGGACCCAAAUGAGCCAGGCUCUGACUACAUCAACGCCAAUAUCAUCAUGGUAGUAUCUGCUGUCAUGCCGGAGCUGGACUCAAAGUGUAACAAUACCAAGCUGAAGAAGAGCUACAUUGCCACUCAGGGCUGUCUGCAGAACACAAUCAGUGAUUUCUGGAGGAUGGUUUUUCAGGAAAACUCUCGAGUCAUUGUCAUGACCACCAAGGAAGUGGAGAGAGGGAAGAGUAAGUGUGUGAAGUACUGGCCAGACAUGUCUGCUCUGAAGGAGUAUGGAGCCAUGCGUGUUCGCAAUGUCAGAGAGACUGCUGCACACGACUACAUCUUAAGAGAACUGAAACUGUCCAAAGUCGGCCAAGGAAACACAGAACGCACAGUUUGGCAGUACCACUUCAGGGCCUGGCCCGACCACGGAGUCCCCACUGACCCAGGUGGUGUACUCGACUUCUUAGAGGAGGUCAACCUGAAACAGGAGAGCAUACUGGAUGCUGGGCCUAUAGCAGUACACUGCAGUGCAGGAAUCGGGCGGACAGGAACGUUUAUAGUGAUUGACAUCCUGAUAGAUGUGAUCCGAGAAAAAGGAGUGGACUGUGACAUCGAUGUGCCAAAGACCAUCCAGAUGGUUCGGUCUCAGCGCUCAGGAAUGGUGCAGACCGAGGCGCAGUACAGAUUCAUCUAUAUGGCUGUACAGCACUACAUAGAAACAUUGCAGAGGCGCAUAGAGGAGGAGCAGAAAAGUAAGAUUAAAGGGCGCGAGUACACCAACAUUAAGUACUCUUUGUCCGACCUGACUGGAGGAGAGCAGAGCCCUUUGCCUCCUUGCACUCCGAUUCCAACUCCCACCUGCACAGAGAUGAGGGAGGACAGCUCCAGAGUAUAUGAGAAUGUGGGCCUGAUGCAGCAGCAGAAGAGCUUCAGAUGAGACUCACCUUUGAUACCAGCGCUCUGUCAGUUCCAGGAUCUUGAUACCUGACAGUUUUUCGCCAGCCACACCUUGACGCCUGAGACUUGACCGAAAUGAAAUGGAACAAUGGGGAAAAAACACGUGAGGGAGACUAGACACCAGGGUCGUCCUGCUGUUUCUGCUUAUUCUACAAAAACAUUUUUCCCUCUAGUCGAAUUCUAAACCACUGUGAUCGUCAGAAGAGCCUUUGAAAAGCCUAACACGCUAAAUUCCCUACUAAACCACAGUUCGGGUUUAGUCUUUGUACAUCUCACCCCGACAAGGGCUGCCAACAGCAAGCACUCUCCUCAGAGGGAAACGACCUAGCUAACCUUUGCUCAUCUCUCAUUUUUCUGUGCAUUUCUUUUUUUUUUAUUAACCAAAGGAAAGUGAUGUAGAUUGUUUAUAGAAACAGGCCUGUGCCAAACCCACAAGUGAGUUUAUCCACAUUUUGCAGCCAAUUAGUCGUUCGGCCUUUAAAGCAGCAUUAGACCGUGUGUCUGGACAAAAUUAGGGCAAUCUUCUAGCAAUUUUUGUCUGUGUUAUAAGAAGUAACAGCAUAUUUACUAUUAAUUCCUAAUCCACUGACUUCUAAACAUUUUUUUUGUGGAAGAACCACCUUAAAGAGAAACUUAAAUUCUUAACUUUUUGUCUUCUAGUUCACAUGGGUUUAUAUGCUUUCAUUAGGAUUCACAAUGUCUGUUAGUUAAUCAUUCCUGAGCUCAAGCCGAAUGUCCUUAAUGCUGCACUUUUAUUUAGCAGCAUAACAGUCAAGCCUUGAUUCACCUGGUGGGUUUAUAAAUAAUCUCAUCUGGGGGUUCAGAGAGGAGUAUCCAGGGGGCCUGUACUUCUGUGUUGAAGUCUGUUGACAUAUUAAGAUUUCAGGGGAGUCUGUUGUGUAUCUCAGUUGCAGGCAUUGCCACAGACAUACGGCUGCCAAAAAAAAAACUUUGUUUUUUUUAAAGUGCAUAUUACUUUUUUCCAUUCUUUCUUGUUCUUCUUAAAGACAAAUGCCUUUUGUGUACCAUUGCCUGUUUUGAGCACCACAUGUACUUAAGUUUAAGAGUCACUCUUUAAAGAAGCAAUCGCACAUCUCUCAGCUUUGGCAGUGUAGAUUAGUCAUUGUUGUGGUUGUGGCCAGCUGGAUUUAGUAGUUUGUACACACACAUAUUCACAUGUGCACACACACAUUUAUAGGGGAGAAUUUUCUUAUCUUUCUGUCAGUGUUAAUCAGAUUUAAAGGAGCAGUUUGACUUUUUGCAGGAAUUCGCUCAGUCACUUUCUUGCCAAGAUUUGGAUGAGAAGAUAGAUAAAAGCUGAUUAGCUUAGGCCAGCAUUCAUCUCUCAUUGCCAGAUCAUUCUCAACAGCAGUGUAUCAGCUUUAGAGAAUGAUCUGACUGCAUGUCAAUAUCACUCUGCUAUUGGAUGGAAAAAAAGCUCUUAUUUGAAUCAGUCAUCCUGGGAGCCUUGGAAAAAUUAUUGCAGGGAAGUAGUUUUGCACAUUGGGAGGUGAUCACUGCCAUGAAGGUUGGUCAUUGAAAGAUCCAAGCAGGGCUGCUUUAUUGCACAGUUCAGAUCUUUAAAUUUUCAGCUUGUAGGUGCUGCUCGGAGAUGGCUGUAGUCGUUUCCUGUAGUGAAGGACAUUUUGAAUCUGAUAACACAUAGAUAUGGAAAGCAAUGCUUUGUGAACUAUGUGGUGAAAAUGGCACAUUUAGACCUAAAAUCUGCAUCUGGCAAGUCAGGAUAGUUUAGCAAAUAGGGGGAAACGGCUAGCCUGCCUCUGCCCAAAGGUAAAAUAGGAAAAGAAAUAACAGGUCCAUUUGUAUAGAUAUCAAUUGUAGAAAUGUUUUACUUUUGGUGGAACAGAUACGUUUAGUGUUUAUCAAAUGCACUGUCUUUGUGACAUGCGUGUGAUGCAAAUCAGUACAUGAAAACAUUCCUUCGAUUACUUCUGAUGAACAAGUACUCACUGAGUUUUUUUUUUUUUUUUAGAUACUUUUAAUAGGCAGAUUUGGGCUCAGAAUGUGGCUGAGUGAGCCAAGCGCUUCAGUCUGCUCACUUUAUACCUCUUGCAUCUCACUUUUGAUGAUUCCCAGUCAGAGUUUGCGUCUAUGCAAGCUGCUGUGUCAUGAGGAAGCUUUUUACUGCAGGAACUCGGUCAAGCGCAAAGUGGCGCAAACCUUUACACAAACGGUCUUUCAGCCUUUCUGUUUUCAUUAGAAUUUUGGAGCUCUGUGUACGUCAGAACAACGACUAAUACUUAACCUGAAGUAAGUCCAAUUCUGUAAACUUGUAGGGAAUGGAGCAAUGGAGGGUUUUUUUAAUGUUUGGAUAAAUGGAGAAUUAUAUGUUGUUGAUGAUGACCAUACAGCUUUAAAGUGGUUUCUGCAGUGGAAAUGGUUUAUUUGUACAUAUGCAGAGUGGGGUUUGGGCUAAUGCUAACAGGAUGUUAAGAUGCUCACAGUAAAAACGCUGAAUUGUUUGUGUGCUUACCGUUGCUGUCUGCAUAGACAUGCUAACUUUGCUAAUUAGCAGUACAUGCCACUAGUUUUGCAGGUAUUUAGACCUUUUUUUUUUUUUUUUUUUUACCUAAUUAUGGCUCAAAAUGACAAUUAAAAGAAUCAUCAGAGUAAUUAAAAUUUAUUCUCAGGGGAACAUAAAUGUGUAUAACAGAUUUUAUGGCAGUCUAUCUGAUAGUGGUUGAGAUAUUUCAGUCUGGACCGAAACAUUAGACUGACUGACCAGUGCUGCUAGCAUGGCUAAAAAUAAUAGUUUUAUGGCAAGCUGCGUGCUACAACUGUUUCUUGGUCAGAAUAGCUUUAUGCUAAGCUCGGCUAAUCACCAGCUUUAUAUUUAACAUACAGAUAUGAGAGUGGGGUUAAUCUUCUCAGAUCAGUUGCUGCAAGAAAUGAAAGUGCAUUUUCCAAAUUGUCAAACUGUUCCUUCAUCUUCACAAUCAGCUGCAAUAUUUAUAUUUAGGGAAGUCACUGACUCACUCACUCACUGACUCACUUAUUCAUUUCAAACAUGUGGCCUAAGUACUUGUUGAGCAUUGCCAGCUUCUGCACAUUCACUUACCAUCACUACGCCUUGAGAAACUGCAGUCUUGCGAUUGAACUUGGUGACUCAGAAUCUCUUGUUUGAGACAAAGGAAAGAAGCGGCUCUCCUCUUUUGCCUUGCGGGACAGUUCUCAGCAACCACUGAUCCGGGACUGAACAGCUUCUUUCUGUAACAUUAAAAAUCAUGAAAUCAGUGUUUUCGGGGGCUGCUUCCUCUCACUGGAGGACUCUGCUAACACCCGGCUGCUCCACAGCAAGUGUUCUUUGAAACUUCUCCCAGGUGAACGCCAUCCUCUGACUGAGAUCCUCUGUAGUGUGGUGUACUGUAUGCAGUUUUAUCAUCAAGCGGAUGACUUUGUACCUGUCAAAUGUUUCGUGGAGUGCUUGCUUGUGGUGUUUUGUGUCUUGUGUUGUGUGCGUGCAGGGAUGAGUGUAUGUGCUGUCAGGGUGAGGCUGCUGACAGCCAUAUAUGUUCUGAGAUACUUUUUUGUUUCCUUCCCGGAUGAUAAAACUGCUUUCCAUUUAUCAUAUAAGCAAUUUAGAUGCAUAGACGUGCCUUCUAUGCAUAUGCCUCUGUGUAUGUGAUAGCUAUUAAAGAAAAAACAGUGCUCUUUAGUUUCACCGCCAUUCAAGAACCUGUAACACUUAAAUGUGAAAUCCUUCAUCCUGAACAAAAAAGGAAAAAUGGUGAUCGCAAUGCAAACAAACUAUAUUUUUUAACGUGUAUAUUGUACAUGAGUACCAGGUAGAGGAGAAUGUACUUACUAAAACAUAUCUACUUGCCAAUAAAAUAUACUGUAUGUAUAUUCCUACAGCUUUCUCCCUGUGACACAGGGAGGGACCUCUCACAAAGCUUAAGAGGUUUAUUGUAUGACUUUCAAUGCAGUUAACCAUGUUAACUUCCUCAAUAACAAUAAAUGGCGAGCUCAUGCCUCAUAAGGUC